Messenger RNA from Stegastes partitus (bicolor damselfish), 2436 nucleotides. It is a transcript of the gene crlf1a, whose product is annotated as cytokine receptor-like factor 1a. Lineage: Eukaryota; Metazoa; Chordata; Actinopteri; Pomacentridae. Gene Ontology annotation, molecular function: cytokine receptor activity; cytokine binding. The record is from RefSeq and is a predicted model, not a curated record. Gene Ontology annotation, cellular component: external side of plasma membrane; CRLF-CLCF1 complex; signaling receptor complex. The transcript has 9 exons. Gene Ontology annotation, biological process: positive regulation of tyrosine phosphorylation of STAT protein; cytokine-mediated signaling pathway. The coding region runs from base 364 to 1548 and encodes 394 amino acids.
GGGCUUAGAAAGUAUGAACUUGUGUAUGAUUUAGCUGCAGGAAGCAUUAAGAAGGGGAAAGACUGCAACCAGGACGCCGUAUGCUCACUCUUUAAAGGCUUUUCCUGAGGACAAGCUGCUUUAUGGCUCCUCGGACUUUUUUCCACCGGGUCACACUCUUUGUAGUGCGCUCCUUCACUCCGGAGAGUUGUCUUCUUAUUUAAAAAAAAAAGAACACCAGACCUUGAACCCGUGCUGUUUUUUUUUCUUCUCCCCCCUCUUCUCUCUUAUUCUGUGCGUAAUUUGGAUCCAGGAUCGAGGAGAAAAACAGAGGCGACACCGCAACAAGGCGAGGAAUCAACGCAGAAAUUGAAGUUGGAAAAAAUGAAAGCCGUCUUGGAUUUCUGCUGGCUUUUCCUCAUGCUGCACACUCCCGGCGUGCUGUCCUUGUCCACACAUGUAGCAAUCAUCUACCCCCAGGACCCUGUGCUUCGCAUGGGGUCCAACCUGACAGCCAGCUGCUGGGUCCACCCCGACCUCGGCGUCCAUGCCAGCUCUCUGUUCUGGACACUGAACGGUCAACAGCUGCCCAGCUCCCUCUACAGAGUGCUGAGCCCCACCAACCUCAGCGUGACGCUGGCCGGACUCAACGCCUCCAGGCAAACAUCCGGCGACAACCUUGUCUGUCACAAUCACAAGGGACACAUAUUGGCUGGCUCCUGUCUUUACGUUGGGAUGCCUCCAGAGAAGCCAGUCAAUCUGACCUGCUGGUCCAGGAACACGAAGGACCUGACUUGCAGCUGGGCUCCAGGAGGAAAAGGAGAGACUAACAUCAGCACACAGUACCGGCUCAAGUACAAACUCAGAUGGUACGGUACGGAGAAGCAGUGCGAGGAUUACACUCAUACGCAGCCGUACUCCUGCAGCAUCACCCAGGACCUGCACCUCUUCACGCCCUACGAGAUCUGGGUGGAGGCCUCCAACCAGCUGGGCCGGGCCACCUCCGAUGUCAUCACCCUUGACAUCUUAGACGUGGUAACCACAGACCCUCCGUCAGGUGUGACCGUCAGUCGCGUUGGCCAGUUGGAGGACCAGCUGAGCGUUCGCUGGGAGGCCCCGCCCGCCCUCAAAGACUUCUUAUUUCAGGCCAAAUACCAGAUCCGCUACAGGUUGGAGGACAGCCAAGACUGGAAGGUGAUGGAUGAUGUCGGGAACCAGACUUCGUGCAGGUUGGCCGGACUGCGACCUGGAACCGUGUAUUUCGUCCAGGUUCGCUGCAACCCUGUGGGCAUCUACGGCUCUCGCAAAGCUGGGAUCUGGAGCGAGUGGAGCCACCCGACAGCUGCUUCCACGCCCCACAGUGAGCGCCUGAUGUCGGGCUCCUGUGACUCAAAGUCGAGCGGAGACUCCAACUCCACCCUGCGCAGGGAGCUGAAGCAGUUCUUCGGCUGGGUGCGGAAACACGCCUACGGCUGCAGCAGCAUGUCCAUGAAGCUGUACGACCAGUGGCGAGUGCUGAUGCAGAAAUCCCACAAAGCUCGCAACCAGGUAGGUUCUCCAAGGGGAUAAAUCAUAGCACAUGCUGGUUUUUCGAGCAGAAAACAAGUCAAGAAAAAGAACUGAGUGGAUGUGAUCUGUUUUUUUUUUUUUUGUCGAUGUGUGUGUGUGACAAAUGAGGAAAAAAAGAGACUGUAUUCGUAUAGUGGAAUUAUAAAGACAAUUUGCUGCAGACAUCUUGUGUGGAUACCAGCUGUGGCUGCGAGAGGACGCCCAGAGGAGAAAACAAAAAAACGGUGGGAUUUUCUGCCUUCUGCAUCUUUUGCAGUCAAUAUGAGCACUUGAAAGAUGUGCAGCCGGGACGGACUGAGAAGGCGAACUCAUCAUGGACAUCCUGGUAUCGUGGCGUGGCGAGGAAAGGGACCAUGUGGACGACUCCGCUCUCACAAAUGAUAUUGUAGCAUGAAUAACCCGGACUUUCUGUUUGUUCUAAGCGUGCACAGAGGUGAUCAAAACAGAUUCAAACCAACCAGAAGUUCGUCCAAAAGUGUUCUGAGAAGCUUCUGGGUUUCUCCUGUGGAUCCAAAGCACCAUCUAGUGGCCGCUCAGCAUCCGUGGAAACUCCAAUCCAAGCGUUCACAAGUUUAUCACACAGUAUUUCUUAACUCAUGCUUUUGUUACAUAGGUGGAUAAUUUGCCAAACUGGUUCGCUCAGGAUUCGUCUGUUUCUGUGUGACAGUAAGUGACUGAUGCCAUGUUUGUGUACGGAAACAUUUCACUGCGUUUAUUUUUGUACUGAAUUGUACCAGCAUAUUUAAAGUAUAAAGUUAUGUUUUAAUUUUUAAAUUAUGUUUAGUUAGUAAAGACUGUACAAUGACUGAAGUUGUUAUCAAUCUCUGAUGAUGUUCUAUAAAUAUAUAUGUAUAUAUAUAUAUAUAAAAACAAAUGUUGCCAUAAACA